Aegilops tauschii subsp. strangulata is the source of this 2493-nucleotide messenger RNA. RefSeq names its product MACPF domain-containing protein At4g24290. Gene Ontology annotation, cellular component: plasma membrane. NCBI's taxonomy places the organism in Eukaryota, Viridiplantae, Streptophyta, Magnoliopsida, Poales, Poaceae. Gene Ontology annotation, biological process: plant-type hypersensitive response; regulation of salicylic acid mediated signaling pathway. The record is from RefSeq and is a predicted model, not a curated record.
CUCCUCCUCCUCCUCCUCCUGGACCUUUCCCCUCCCUCCCACGCCGCUCCCGUGGUCUUCCCCACGACCCCACCCCCACCCCGGCGACCUCCCCCCAGCCCCACUGCCGCCGCCGCGCCGUGCGGCACCGUCCUCCUCCCCCUCCUCGCCGCCUCGCCGCGGCGUCCCUCCUUCGCCGGCCGGUCGGCGAAGUCCGGGGCUCCGAUUCGCAGAAAGGUACUAGCUUUCGGCCCUCCGGCCGGUCGGCGAAGUCCGGGGCUCCGAUUCGCAGAAAGGGGCGCUGAAGUUUGUUCCGGCGCCGUGGGAUGAGCGAGGAUGGCGCCUAGGGACAGCAAGGAGAUGCUGCAGCGGGCCGCCGAGUCCGCCAUCCGCUCCAUCGGCCUCGGCUACGACGUCGCCGCCGACGUCCGGCUCAAGUUCUGCAAGCAGCGCGGCUCGCCCGACCCGUCGCUCAUCGAGCUCGACCGCGAUGGGACCCAGGACAUCGUGCUCCCCGGCAGCCUCACCACGGUCGCCGGCGUGCCCAAGUCCAUCAAGUGCGACAAGGGGGAGCGGAUGCGGUUCCGGUCCGAUGUCCUGUCGUUUCAGCAGAUGUCGGAGCAAUUCAACCGGGAGUUAUCUUUGUCCGGAAAAAUUCCAUCUGGUCUGUUCAAUAAUAUGUUUGAAUUUACUGGCUCCUGGCAGAAAGAUGCUGCGAGUACCAAGUCACUUGCUUUUGACGGUUGGUGUAUCACACUAUAUACUGUUGCACUCUCGAAGGCACAAAUUGUACUACGAGAUCAUGUUAAGCAAGCUGUUCCAUCAACCUGGGAACCUGCUGCUUUGGCAAGGUUCAUUCAAAAAUUUGGGACACAUAUAGUCGUUGGUGUUAAAAUGGGAGGGAAGGAUGUAAUUUAUUUGAAACAACAGCAUUCAUCAAGCUUGCAAGCCGUUGAUGUUCAAAAACGAUUGAAGGAGAUGUCUGACAGGAGAUUUCUUGACGCAAAUGGGCAAUCUGACAUUAGUUUCAGGGAUGCGUAUGGGAAGGAGGAUAAGAGUGACAGAAGAGAGCAGCGACUGAGAUUUGUGGAGUCCAGUCCCCUAAAUUCUUAUGCUUCGAAGGAGGAUUUGGUAGUGCUGCCUAGGCGAAGAGGUGGAAGGGAUAAAGAUAUGCUCUCUCAUAGCGAGUGGCUAAAUAGUGUUCAAGCAGAACCUGAUGUUAUCUCAAUGUCUUUUAUACCUAUUACUUCAUUGUUGAAUGGAGUUCCUGGUAGUGGAUUUCUGAAUCAUGCAAUUAAUCUGUACCUUCGUUAUAAGCCUCCAAUUGAGGAAUUGCACCAGUUUCUGGAGUUCCAGCUUCCAAGGCAGUGGGCACCAGUUUAUAGUGAUCUCCCUCUCGGUCCUCAGAGGAAAAAGCAAAGCAGUGCAUCUUUGCCAGUAAAUUUUAUUGGUCCAACACUUUAUGUUUGCACCAACAUGGUUGAUGUGGGCAAAAGACCAAUUACGGGGCUCCGGUUGUUUCUUGAAGGAAAGAAGAGUAACAAAUUAGCUAUCCAUCUCCAACAUCUCUGUUCUCUUCCCCAGAUUAUCCAGCUCGAAGAUGACCCUUACAACAACCGAACUCCAGAACCAUUUGACCGCAAAUACGUGGAACCCAUAGGAUCGUGGAAGCGUUUCUCCCACGUCUGCACAGCGCCUGUGGAGUCAGAGGACGCCUCCAUCGUCACAGGAGCACGGCUAGAAGUGAUCAGCCAGGGCUUCAAGAAGAUACUGUUCCUUCGGCUGCACUUCUCCAAGGUCGUGAACGCCCACUCCGUCAGGCAGCCCGAGUGGGAGGGGUCCCCGAACCUAAUCCAGAAGUCAGGCCUCAUCUCGACGCUCAUCAGCACGCAUUUCUCCACGGCGGUCCAGAAGCCGAUGCCCCGCCCUGCCGACGUGAACAUCAACUCGGCGGUGUACCCCGGCGGCCCGCCCGCCCCGGUGCAGCCCCCAAAGCUUCUCAAGUUUGUGGACACGACGGAGAUGGUGCGUGGGCCGCAGGACCUGCCGGGGUAUUGGGUGGUGUCGGGCGCCAAGCUGCACCUCGAGAGGGGCAAGAUAUCCCUGCGGGUGCGGUACUCGCUCCUGACGGCCAUGCUGCCCGACGACGAGGAUUACCCGCUUGAUGAUGAGUUCUAGGAUCCCCUAGAAAACAAUCAGAAUGAAACGACUCCUGUCGUCAUCCCUUCAUUUGUUAUGUGCGGCUGACCGUGAGGGCGUGAGCGGGUGAAAGAUUUAGAGUUUUCGUUGCGCCCGUGCUCUUGUUGUUAGUUUCCGUUGUAUACAAUUGUGGGUUUUUCGCAGUAAUGAGUGCUGUGUCCUGAAAUGGAGGGAGAAAAGGAAAAUUUGUUGUUUGUGGCGUGGGACUUGAGUUGAAUAGGUUAGGUGACAGAUUAAAUUAUUUGUAUAUAUACAAAAUGCAACAGGGAACUGUUUUGGUUUUGCAUUGUCAAAAGGUUCAGGUGUUUAAGGAAA